GCCGAAUCGCUGCUGAAAGAGCAGAUCCACACAGAGGUCCCUGCAGAGCUGUGGAACAACAUCGCCACAUUACAAACUGCGAACGGAAAAUUGGAGGAAGCAUAUGAGAACUACCAGAAGGCUAUGACCGAGUAUGGCAAGAAGCAGGAGUCAGCUGACAUGGACGAG
Sphaeroforma arctica JP610 is the source of this 168-nucleotide messenger RNA. RefSeq lists its product as hypothetical. The transcript has a single exon. The annotation marks the transcript as partial. Lineage: Eukaryota; Ichthyosporea; Ichthyophonida. The record is from RefSeq and is a predicted model, not a curated record. Gene Ontology annotation, molecular function: protein binding.